AGAGAGAGUCGCAACAGGGCUUUCCGUUUUCGUCUGACACUCGCCAAUUUGUUAAUCGACCUAACCUGAUCUUGUAUCCAUCGGUGCGCGAUAGAGAGCGACAAGAGUCCGGUAUAAUAUCUUCUCUCUCCAGCAAGUUCUUCGACUCGAUUCGUGCAGAAAGUAGCUGAAUAUAGCCUAAGCGAAUGUCGGUUGUGCAUAGACGUCCCCAGGGUAAUUGGGUGCAUCAGCCAUCCCCGUACCCCAGAUUUCUCAGGAAUUCUGGAAUUCAGGAUACGAGGUAUUCGGGACAUCGGAAUAUUAUGGAGUGAGGCGAGGGACAUUUUAAGCGGCUUCUUUCUUGAUCUAUUAGCGCCGGCGGUUCCAUAUUUAAUUUCAGUCAGAUACGGCCUGGUAUCGAAGUAGAUUCGAAAUCGAAGCAGCGGUCGCGUGCUGGCGUGCAUAAGAAAUCGCGCGAAUUUAUGUCGACGGAUUGCACGGGACCUCGAGGAACACUUGGCUUGGAAUUCUGGAUAUUUGGAUAAGUUUAACGGUUCGAGAAUUUAAAGGGGUCUCGGGAUGGAUUCGAACAGUGCGGAAGGCAGCGGUGGCGGCGGAGAUGGUACAGUCGAUCGAGGGCGCGGAAGAGGAUCUUGGAAUCCACUAAAUAACUCAGGGCAACGAUUCGCUUUACGACGGCCACGUAAUUCUACCUCCGAGAACCAUGGACCAGAUUCCAGUAAACCGCAAAACAAGGAGUCUAUAAAUGAGGUAGUAAAAAAUUCAAGGCUUUCCGCCGAUGCUGCUGAAUUUGUUCCAAAAAGUCAAGUUGUACAGGUUCAACCUCUGAUGCAGAAUGCUCCAGUUUACGUCCCACGACCUUCCGUCCAAAAUCGUCUUGCGAGGCAACCUCAAAACGAUCGGCAGGAUCAUCGUCAGCGGCAGACUCAACAGCAAAUUUAUGGUUCGCGUCAGCAAACGCACCAACAGUAUGCUUUAAUGCAGCAUCAACAACAACAGCAUAUGCAGUACCAACAGUACGUAGAUACCUCUCGGUAUCCUCGAUAUGGUCAACGUACGCAUGAACCAGAUUAUGGAAACUCCGAUGGAGGAGCUGGAGAUUUCCGCGAGCAACAGCAGGUGCUAGGAAGUGAAAGCAAUGAUCAAGGCACAGGAUUAACUGGUACAAUACGGCGCCUCGAAUGUGCUAUGCGCAAUCUUACAGCAUGUCCUGGUCGUUUUGACCUGUUGGUUGCCCCACUGGUUGAUAUCGUCAGUCCUUAUCUCGAUCGACAGAGUCCUUGUCAUCAGAUCGUCUCUGCGAUUCUUCAGCAGUCCAUAACAGAGGGCAACUUCCGAUACAGUGGAGCCAGGUUGUGCACGCAUUUAGAUACAGUGACAUCAUCUAAUGAUCGAGCCACUUCGGUUUUCAGAGAAACCCUGUAUGCUCGAUGUCACGAAGAGACCGAGUCGCAGGCUUUGGCUUGGGUGCAGAGAAGCGAAGACAGCGAAGAAAGUGAAAAGAAGUGUCAUGGCUUGAUUUUAUUCCUGGCCGAGUUAGUCGCUCAGAUGGAAUCGUCCUCUGCUCUAGUCCUCGGGAAAUUGCUGAUCAUGCUGAUUUCCGUGGUUUUGAAGAGACCUGCUCCCAACUCUGCCAAGCACAUCUGUCAGGCAUUAAAGCUGGCUGGCCAGACUUUGGAAAGAGACAGUACCGGGAGUCGCGGGGAAAUGGAGCGCGUGAUGCACGCACUGACCGAGCUAGUGAUCCAGGGACACGUUGAUCAACACGUGAGUCGUAUGGUCCAGGGCGUGCGCGAGCUCCGGAACUGCAACUGGGGUCGCGUGGUCGCACCUCACGUGCCCGUGCCCCUCGAUCCCGAUCGUUCUUCGAACACUCCGCAGCAAACCGACGAGCCCGUGCUCUACGGUCCAGAUGGAAACGUCCUAUCGGCGGAGGAGAGAACGUUCCUGCAGGAAAAUGCCUGGGAAGACGAGUGCAGAGAACCGGAUUUGGCUGACGGCGACGAGGAAGGGAAUUCCGACGAGGACGCUAUCAUAGCCGCUGCUUACGAAGAGUUUCUCAAACUCGCCCCGAACCAGAGCGACGACAAAGUGCGUCGGUAAACGAACGAAAGUAAUCACGGAGUUACGUAUUCGACAUCGGAUACACAUCGAUACAGAAAACUAACGAGGCGCAUAAUACUCUCCUCUCAAUAGGCGAGCACUUUUAAAGAACCGAUCAAGGAAAGCGCGUUCGUCGGUACGGUUCACACUCCGCCGAGCGUAAUAUAUAUUUAUAUAUAGUCUCUCUGUCGAAAUUUAGACUAGGACAUGAACGUUAGUCAGGGGAUUACCAUUGGAUUGCAUUUAAAUCGGGGCGACGUGUCGUUUCGAUGACCGAGGGUAGAGCUGGACAUAGUGCCGGAGCGUAGCAGGUAACGCUAAUUUUAUACGAAACGAAGUAAUUUACUCGCAAUAAAGCCCGUUAGACGUCA
This is a messenger RNA of Orussus abietinus, 2474 nucleotides long. It is a transcript of the gene Paip1, whose product is annotated as polyadenylate-binding protein-interacting protein 1. Gene Ontology annotation, biological process: regulation of translational initiation. The coding region runs from base 559 to 2103 and encodes 514 amino acids. NCBI's taxonomy places the organism in Eukaryota, Metazoa, Arthropoda, Insecta, Hymenoptera, Orussidae. The transcript has 8 exons. Gene Ontology annotation, molecular function: protein binding; RNA binding; translation activator activity. The record is from RefSeq and is a predicted model, not a curated record.